AUGGUUUCAGGUUUGCCGUCUGGGCUGCUUGAGGUAAGAAGGGGGUGACUUCAGGCUUCAGGGGAAGAUAUCGAAAUAUUUUUUUUUUAAAAACACGUCGGAAUAAAGGUUCAAGAAUGGGGGUUUCUUUUACAAAAUAACAGACGAAAGUAUUUAGAAUUGCUUUUCUCAUACUGUGUGCAACAGAGAACGAUAAACCAAGACAUCAAAGCUCUCCUCAUAAUGUUUGCAACUUAGCAUCAUCAUACAUAUGAAGUUUUUCAAAUUCCUCAGUUGUGUUCUUCAAUCGGAACAAGUUACUAAGGAAAUCGUAUAAAAGUGUUGUUCCCAACACCAGUAGGUGCAAAUCAAACACUGUUACCAAACCAUGAAAAAUUCCUGUAUUCUAUUGGCAAUUUUAUCAUUCGCCAACGGCAAGGUAAUAUCUGGGCGUGGCACUGGAUCCUCCGCACCUUCUAUAUGUAAUCGCGCCUGGUCUAACAGUGGUGCAGCCAAGAGCACCGAUUGUAAUGGUGCUGAAUGGAUCUUCUCGUCGUCAAGCGACAAUAGCGAUGUAGUGACUGCGGGACUCGCAGAUUCGUCCAUUACUUCUAUGGUAUACUUAUCUGUAGGCACCGUGAAUACCGACGAUCCCGCAGACCCCAGAUUAAAUGAUUAUGUUUGGCAAGAGAAUGAAGACUUGAAUGGAGACGGGGAGACCUGGGGAGACUAUUGGUUCGACCCUGAUGACUUGGUCCCCAAUAUUUUGCCCAUAAUGAAGGAUAUCAUGGACAACUACAAGGUGAGAGGUUUCAAUGCAAUCAGCACAGACAAUGCAAAGCCAUCAACUGCGGUAUCGGAUAACGAUGCAAUUGCUGCCAGGGCUCGUGAAGAACAAACAAUCGAUGAUCGCUACGUCGAUUACAUGAACGGAAUUGUAGAUUAUGCACAUUCUAUUGGCUUAAAGGUGGCUUUGAAGAAUCCAUCAUACUAUACUCAAGAGAGCACUUUGAUAAACAAGUUCGAUGCAUUUAUCGUUGAGUCUAUGUUUAAUUGGUAUCCAACCGAUGUCAACAACUACAACAGUGACCCUGAUCUACUUACGGGCUCCGCACCUUUCUGGGUCUUUCAGUAUGAGGAUGUCAACGGCGUGAGUAACUCAGAACUUCGAGAGCGUAUGGUGGAGCAGGGCGUGGAUAUGACCUAUAUGGAUACCACUGACGGCUGGGUAAAAUUCUAUGCCACAGAGUAGUGAGAGAGCACCACCACGGUUAACUAAUUGUAAUCUACGUGCAUAGGUAUAUAGUGUGGGACACAUACUUGAACGGCUACUAUGUGUCCUUGCCCUUUGAACUGAUUGGAGAAGUUCCCAUCAGAGACACAACAGACUUGGAAACAACCAUAGUAUAACAUAUGCUGAUCGUUUUACAACAAAAAACAAAAACGAAUCUUUUUAUAUAUUUCGUAUUGCAAACUGCUACCAAACCUUAUCACCACAAGGGAUAGGGUUUACAGUUUACACAUUUUUUAUUUCGUACGGCAUGCGGCUACGUACCUACGUACUACUGUAGGAUGCGGAGUUGACAGCAUUUCAGAUUUAUUUCAAUAAAACUACUUCAUACAU
Sphaeroforma arctica JP610 is the source of this 1603-nucleotide messenger RNA. RefSeq lists its product as hypothetical. The record is from RefSeq and is a predicted model, not a curated record. Lineage: Eukaryota; Ichthyosporea; Ichthyophonida. The transcript has a single exon. The coding region runs from base 368 to 1231 and encodes 287 amino acids.